Molecule: messenger RNA, 2365 nt
Organism: Dermochelys coriacea (leatherback sea turtle)
Lineage: Eukaryota; Metazoa; Chordata; Testudines; Dermochelyidae
Gene: CARM1
Product: coactivator associated arginine methyltransferase 1
Biological process (GO): peptidyl-arginine methylation
Molecular function (GO): protein-arginine N-methyltransferase activity
Source: RefSeq, a predicted model, not a curated record
GGGAGGCGGCGGCGGAGCCAAGAUGGCCGCGGCGGUGUCCGUGUUCACCGGCGUGCGGCUCCUCACCAUCGGGGACGCCAACGGCGAGAUCCAGCGGCACCAGGAGCAGCAGGCGCUGCGGCUCGAGGCGCGCACGGGGCCCGACAGCGCCGGCCUGGCGCUCUACAGCCAUGAAGAUGUGUGCGUAUUUAAGUGUUCUGUGUCCAGGGAGACGGAAUGCAGCCGCGUGGGCAAACAGUCCUUCAUCAUCACGCUGGGGUGUAAUAGUGUCCUUAUGCAGUUCGCAACACCGACUGAUUUCUGUUCCUUUUAUAAUAUCCUGAAAACCUGCCGGGGUCACAACAUAGAGCGGUCAGUGUUCAGCGAGCGGACGGAGGAGUCUUCUGCAGUGCAGUACUUCCAGUUCUACGGUUACCUGUCCCAGCAACAGAACAUGAUGCAGGACUACGUCCGGACGGGCACGUACCAGCGGGCCAUCCUGCAGAACCACAGCGACUUCAAAGACAAGAUCGUCCUGGACGUCGGCUGCGGCUCCGGCAUCCUCUCAUUCUUUGCCGCACAGGCUGGGGCGAGAAAAAUCUAUGCAGUAGAAGCCAGCACAAUGGCCCAGCAGGCAGAGGUUUUAGUGAAAAGCAACAACCUCACGGACAGGAUCGUGGUCAUCCCCGGCAAGGUGGAGGAAAUCUCGCUUCCUGAACAGGUGGACAUAAUUAUCUCAGAGCCUAUGGGGUAUAUGCUCUUCAACGAACGCAUGCUGGAAAGCUACCUGCAUGCCAAGAAGUACUUAAAACCCAGUGGUAACAUGUUCCCUACGAUCGGCGACGUGCACCUGGCCCCAUUCACGGACGAGCAGCUCUACAUGGAGCAGUUUACAAAGGCCAAUUUCUGGUAUCAACCGUCCUUUCAUGGUGUGGACUUGUCAGCACUUAGAGGAGCCGCGGUAGAUGAGUAUUUUAGACAGCCUGUUGUGGACACCUUUGAUAUCAGGAUUUUAAUGGCGAAGUCCGUUAAAUAUACAGUCAACUUCUUAGAAGCCAAAGAAGGCGAUUUGCACAGGAUAGAAAUCCCAUUCAAGUUCCACAUGCUGCAUUCAGGUCUAGUCCAUGGCUUGGCUUUCUGGUUUGAUGUAGCCUUCAUUGGUUCAAUGAUGACAGUGUGGCUCUCGACGGCCCCCACCGAGCCACUGACCCACUGGUACCAGGUCCGGUGUCUGUUUCAGUCUCCGCUUUUCGCCAAAGCCGGGGACACGCUCUCAGGGACGUGUCUGCUCAUCGCCAACAAGCGACAAAGCUACGACAUUAGUAUUGUCGCCCAGGUGGAUCAGACGGGUUCCAAGUCCAGCAACCUCCUUGACUUGAAAAACCCCUUCUUCAGGUACACAGGCACGACACCUUCCCCCCCGCCAGGCUCCCACUACACGUCUCCAUCCGAGAACAUGUGGAACACGGGUGGCGCCUACAACAUGAGCACGGGGAUGGGCGUGGCCGGGAUGCCCACGGCCUACGACCUCAGCAGUGUUAUUACCGGUGGCUCCAAUGUCAGCCACAACAACUUGAUUCCUCUAGCGGCCAGCGCGGGGAUUGUCAAUCACACGCACUCCAGGAUGGGCUCCAUCAUGAGCACCGGCAUCGUCCCAGGCUCCUCCGGCAGCCAGAGUGGAGGCGGUUCAAGCGCUCACUACCCGGUCAACAGCCAGUUCACCAUGGGGGGCCCCGCCAUCUCCAUGGCCUCCCCCAUGUCCAUCACCACCAACACAAUGCAUUACGGGAGCUAAAACCCCUCCGCCCCGUCUCUGAACUGACAGCGCCAGGAAACCAAAUGAAGAUGACCCCUCCCCCUCUCCCCCCGUGACAAACUGUUCCCCCCUCCCCCUGCCAGCCAGCUCGCUGGGGCCGUUUUUACCGGCCCAUGAGCCCAACCCACCCAUCGGCUCCUCCACUCUUUGAUAUCGGACUUGGACAGUUUUUUAUGAAAUGUCGAACCUCAGAUUCUCCGCCCGUCUCGAGCCCCCAGUGUUAGCUGUCCCCCGCCACCUGAUCAUGUAGUGAAGUCCUUUUAGUUCAUCAUCUUCCAUAUGAGCUGGGGCUGCGGGGGCUGGGCCGCUCAGCGGCACCAUGGCCCCAGCUGGGCAUUUCACAGAGAUGGCCAUGCCCGUGCCCAGUGUCCAGGAUUCCUCCCUAGCUGUGGUUCUGGGCCUUUCUGGCCUGGCACCCUGGUCUCCCUUCGCUCCCUGCUGGUGCAGGGCAGCUGGGCUGGGCAGUUGUUUUGCCAGGCAGCUGGAAGCAAGGCUGUUGGAGUAGCCCAAUGGAGCCCCUUGCCCCCAGCGACUGCCGUAAAUCCCAUGCCUCAUUGGGGAGGGGUUUUU